UAUCCUUUUCCUCUUGCAAAAGGUUCUAUAUGUGCAAGAGUAGGAAACUGAACAAAUAUGGCUAAGUUACAAAGCUCCUACUUUGUGUGCUUUGCAUUUUCUAUAUUUGUUAAUCUAUUAUUAGUCUUGAAACUCUAUGUGGGUGGAGAAUGGGAGCUGAGUUGGAGCAGAGGAGCAGCAGAAGAAGCUGAGCACGUUGCAGGCAUCUCUUGCUCAGGGCAUGGAAGAGCCUACUUGGAUGGGCUUGUUCUUGAUGGGAAGGAACCUGUUUGUGAAUGCAAUUCUUGCUAUGGGGGACCUGACUGCUCUCAAUUUUUAACUGCUUGUGCAGCAAAUGCUGAUGGUGGAGACCCGCUAUUCUUGGAGCCAUUUUGGAUGCAACGUGCAGCCAAAAGUGCAGUUGUAGUAGCAGGCUGGCAUCGAAUGAGCUAUACCUUUGCUGAUCAAUCUCGCAUCUCAGCAGAGCUUGAGAGGCACAUUCGCAAACUUCAUGCCAUUGUUGGAAAUGCGGUGACUCAAGGAAGAUACAUUGUUUUUGGUGCUGGCUCAACCCAACUUCUCAACGCUGCACUUCACGCACUCUCUUCCAAUAAUCUCAGCUCUUCCUCACCUGCAAGUGUUGUGGCUUCAGUUCCUUAUUACAGGCUUUACCAAGAUCAAGCGGAGUUCUUUCGAUCAGUGGACUACAAGUUUGAAGGAGAUGCAGCCGUGUUGCAGAACAUUUCGGAUGCUAAUACAAACGUCAUUGAGUUUGUAACCUCCCCAAACAACCCUGAUGGGAAGUUGAAAAAGGCCAUUUUUCAUGGCCCAAAUGCCAAAGCAAUCUAUGAUCGUGUGUAUUACUGGCCCCAUUUUACAGCAAUUCCUGCUCCAGCCGAUGAUGAUAUCAUGAUAUUUUCUAUUUCUAAGCUCACUGGCCAUGCCGGUAGUAGAUUCGGUUGGGCAGUGUUGAAGGAUGAGUCUGUGCACAAAAGAAUUAGUGAAUAUAUACUGUUAAGUAGCUUAGGUGUUUCUCGGGAUGCUCAGCUGAGAGCUUUGAAGCUUCUCAAUGUAGUGCUUGAAACUGGAGGAAAGGAAAUCUUUGAAUUCGGAUACAACAAAGUGAAGGGCCGCUGGGAAAAAUUGAGCAACACUUUGGCUCUGUCAAAUCGUUUUUCUCUACAGAAAAUUGCACCCCAAUACUGCACUUAUUUCAAAAAAACCAGAAAACCUUCACCAGCUUAUGUGUGGUUGAAAUGUGAGAGGGAAGAGGAUAAAGAUUGCUAUGGAGUACUCCAAAAAGAAGCCAAUGUUUAUGGCCGUAGAGGUAGCUUGUUUGGUGCUGAAGAUCGAUAUGUACGUCUCACUCUCUUAAGGAGCCAAGAUGAUUUUGAUAUAUUGCUUCACCGGCUCAACCAAUUAGUCUUGAAAGAAAGUGAACCCCAAAAGUUAUUUGUCAACGAUUUGAUGACAAAUUAAUCGCCUGUGUAUUAGAAGCCAAUAAUCAGUACACUUUUAUUCAAUUAAGGGUCAAUAUGUGAUUUGACCUGCUACAUGUAUAUUGAAACAUUUCGAAAAAUAGCAGAGCGCCACUCGUGCUCCCUAUGUAUCCCGUGCUUAUUAUAAAUGUAAUUCUAGUCAAUUAGUCUA
This is a messenger RNA of Prunus avium (sweet cherry), 1629 nucleotides long. NCBI's taxonomy places the organism in Eukaryota, Viridiplantae, Streptophyta, Magnoliopsida, Rosales, Rosaceae. The record is from RefSeq and is a predicted model, not a curated record.